This is a messenger RNA of Ricinus communis (castor bean), 770 nucleotides long. RefSeq lists its product as uncharacterized. The record is from RefSeq and is a predicted model, not a curated record. Gene Ontology annotation, molecular function: acyltransferase activity, transferring groups other than amino-acyl groups. The coding region runs from base 163 to 678 and encodes 171 amino acids. Lineage: Eukaryota; Viridiplantae; Streptophyta; Magnoliopsida; Malpighiales; Euphorbiaceae. The transcript has a single exon.
UUCAGAAAACUAUGUUGCACCUAAUGAUGCGUAAUCAAAGUAACACUGAAAAAGAUGACUCCUGGUAUAUAGAAAGCAGCAUUCUGAUCACCUUAUAUACUUAGGCCAUUACUCUUAGACCUUAACCUUAACGUCCAAGAAAGUUAAUUGUUGCCCGUUUUAAUGGAUCCAUCAAGAAUUUCCAUCCGCCCAUUCAAACUUUCUGAUGUUGACGAUUUCCUGAAAUGGGCCAGUGAUGAUAGAGUAACCUGGAAUUUGAGAUGGAAUUCCAUUACCUCUAAAGAAGAAGCACUAGAGCACCUUGAAAAGGUUGCCAUACCUCAUCCAUGGCGUCGGUCCAUAUGCUUGGAUGAUCGUUCUGUUGGAUACAUUUCGGUUUGGCAAUUUUCAGGGGAUGAUAGAUGCAGAGCAAACAUUGGAUAUGCAUUAUCUACAGAACAUUGGGGACAAGGGGUAGCUACAAUUGCUAUGAAGAUGUGUUUGUCUAGUGUGUUCAAGGACAUACCUGACCUGGUCAGGCUUGAAGCUUUUGUGGAGGUAGAGAACAGAAGAUCUCAAAGGGUAGCAGAGAAGGUUGGAUUUCUGAAAGAAGGUUUAUUAAGAAAAUAUAUGUACUGUAAAGGUGAAAUUAGAGAUUACGUUGUCUACAGUUUCCUGUCAACAGACAAGAGUUUGUAGUCCAUAUGGUUGAACCCAUCCCUUUUCCCUGAAAAUCUGUAAAUUUACCUUGUUUUUAUCUUCUGAGGAAAUUUUACAUUGCUCUUAUUAAA